CCCUCGGAGAAGCCCAAGCCCCUGCGGCUUCCCCCAAGUCCUCAAAGGCCACCGCUCCCGCCCCCGUGAAAGCCAAGUCCCCCACCACCGCCGCUCCGGCUAAAUCCCCCUCCGCGUCCGCCAAACCCCCUGUUUCUCCAGCCCCCAAAUCCAAGUCCCCGCCUGUCUCGAUCGCUCCCUCCACCUCUCCCGCCGCCUCCCCAGCUGUCUUUCCCGAUCCCGCCGACUCUCCCGCGGCAUCCGGCCCAGUUGCUCCAGCUCCCGCCCCUGAAUCCGCCGGAGUUGCCGACCAGAACUCUGGCGCUGUGAAAAUUGGAGCUUUUAUUGGUGGCGCUUUAGCUGCCUCUGCCUGGAUCGCCGUCUCUGCUUUCUAAGUCAAGAACAUGAAAGAAGAAAUGGAAUACCGGAAAAAAGAAAACAGAAACUGAUGGGUAGCGGUUUCCUUUCUGCAAUCGUUUGUUUGAUUUCAUUUUUUUUUUUUUUUUUCUAUCAUUUGAAUUGGAUUAUACGAUUUAAUUGUAUGAGUUGUUGUUUCUGCAUUUGUAAGAUGGCAAGCGGUCAUCCUGCGAUAUGACUACUGAUUAUUUUUUUUAUAAUUUAACUUUGUUUGAUUACUGUUCGCGUACUAAGACCAUUCCUGAGCAUCUGUGGUGAGAUCGGCCAAAGUUGAGGAGAGAUUAUUCUUGCGGCCCGUCGAAUGCAAUUUAUCGUCCGGAGAUCAAUUAAAAUGUGUCACGUUGACGGUAUGGAACUCAAUACUGAGCAGUACCGAGCAGG
This is a messenger RNA of Dendrobium catenatum, 777 nucleotides long. Its product is annotated as skin secretory protein xP2. Lineage: Eukaryota; Viridiplantae; Streptophyta; Magnoliopsida; Asparagales; Orchidaceae. The record is from RefSeq and is a predicted model, not a curated record.